Fraxinus pennsylvanica is the source of this 1320-nucleotide messenger RNA. The record is from the annotation of a GenBank genome assembly. Lineage: Eukaryota; Viridiplantae; Streptophyta; Magnoliopsida; Lamiales; Oleaceae.
AUGGGGUCCUGUUUCAGCGUUGAAGAAGAACCGCAACAGUCCAAGAACAAAUCUCUAAGUAAUAAGCCAGGGGACUCUGUGCUUGUUAAUAAACCAGAUACACCAGAAUUACAAAAAAUUGAAAAGAGUAUUGUGGUAAUUCCCAAAAAUGUGAAGGAUCUACGUCAAAAUCCUGGGAAUAGUAACCUUGAUAUCUUCACAUAUGAAGAGAUGAAGUUGGCUACCAAUCACUUCCGACCAAAUCAGGUUCUUGGUGAGGGUGGGUUUGGUAUAGUCUAUAAAGGAGUUAUAGAUGAGAAUGUGAGGCCUGGUUACGAGACAACACAAGUUGCCAUCAAAGAGCUUGACCCUGAAGGUCUACAAGGGGACCGAGAAUGGCUGGCAGAAGUCAAUUAUUUAGGGCAACUUCGCCACCCUAACCUGGUGAAACUGAUUGGGUAUUGCUGUGAGGGUGACCAUAGACUGUUGGUCUAUGAAUAUAUGGCUUCUGGGAACUUGGAGAAACAUCUCUUUUUAAGAGUGCGUGCCACUUUAACAUGGCAUAUGAGAAUGAAGAUUGCUUUGGAUGCUGCAAGAGGGCUUGCUUGUCUUCAUGCUGUGGAAAAACCUAUUAUUUAUAGGGAUUUUAAGACUUCAAACAUUUUACUGGACAAGGAUUUUAAUGCAAAACUUUCUGAUUUUGGACUGGCAAGGGUUGGGCCUACUGGAGAUCAAACUCAUGUGUCAACUCGGGUUAUGGGUACUUAUGGUUAUGCCGCUCCUGAGUACGUCAUGACCGGACAUUUAACUGCUAGAAGUGAUGUUUAUGGUUUUGGAGUUGUUUUACUUGAGAUGCUGAUUGGAAGGCGAGCAAUGGAUAAGAGCAGGCCUAGUCGAGAGCAUAACCUUGUCGAGUGGGCUCGACCACUACUAACCCAGAGUAAGAAGCUCUUGAGAAUACUGGAUCCAAGAAUUGAAGGGCAAUACUCAACUAAAAUUCUUAUGAAAGUGGCCAAUCUUGUAUACCAAUGUCUCAGCCAAAAUCCAAAAGGAAGGCCUGUAAUGAGUCAAGUAGUUGAAAUACUCGAAACCCUUCUACCACAAAUAGGGAGCCGAGACAAGGCAAUUAUGCAGAGCAGUGGCGGAUGUGUAACCCUUUACGAAGUUCCCAAAAUCCUUCCCGACACUCCAGAGGAAAAGAAGAGAGAUCCCAUCAAAAGUGAUAAUGAUGCCCGAAAGCAUAAACUGGCCAACGGAAGGAGCAAAAGUGCGCCUCCAAUGGAGCACGAUCUUUACAGCCCUCCGCAUGAUCUUCUAGACAUGCCCUCCACUGCAAAUUGA